Messenger RNA from Metarhizium brunneum ARSEF 3297, 453 nucleotides. RefSeq lists its product as uncharacterized. NCBI's taxonomy places the organism in Eukaryota, Fungi, Ascomycota, Sordariomycetes, Hypocreales, Clavicipitaceae. The record is from RefSeq and is a predicted model, not a curated record.
AUGAGCCAGAGAGCCCAGCCCCCCACAAGCGGCACCCACCGGCCCCGGGCGCCACCAGGAGCCGUUGCGUCGGCCGUUCGACCUAAUCUUUUCCGCAGCCAGCUCACGCGACGACCAACGGCGAGCUCCUCCAACUCGGCGGACACGGUGCGCCUCGACGUGGAAGUGCUCCCGGACAGUGGCGAGAUUGUGGUGAGGAACCAACAGGGCGAGAUUGAGCUGGGCGAUCCACCGACGCCCAUCCUGGAGACGGACGAGCCCGAGGACCGGGACGAGAGCGAGAAGGAGCGACAGAGACUGGCAGAGGCGGUGAAGCAUCACAGCAUCAACCAUAGCACGGUGCCGGAUCAACCCGAGGAGCUGCUGGAGGCCGUGAGGGCCAGUCUACGCGCCAAGGUCGCGGCUCUCGCGGACGACAACUGGAUGUUUGAGGCUGAGGAUCAAAUUCGAUAA